Suillus plorans is the source of this 735-nucleotide messenger RNA. RefSeq lists its product as uncharacterized. The coding region runs from base 1 to 735 and encodes 244 amino acids. Lineage: Eukaryota; Fungi; Basidiomycota; Agaricomycetes; Boletales; Suillaceae. The record is from RefSeq and is a predicted model, not a curated record. The transcript has a single exon.
AUGUUUCGCACCCUCUUUCCCUGUGGCAUAGGUGGCUUUGAGGACAUUGCAAGACAGACUGCCCUGUCUUUUGAACAUCAAGCAGAAUAUUACCUCAACCUUCCUGAUCGUGCCUUUAGGUACCAUCAUUUGUAUUUGUUCAUCGUCCUCAACAUGCUUCAAUGUCGUGCAGCACAUCUUCAUAUGUUCUUCACUGUGCGAAAAUUGAAUUUUGACCCAGUGGCCUGCAAACUGACACAGGUAUCUCCUGCUGUAUUAGAGAACCUAGCACAGAAACUGGAAUGCAAGCACCAGAUUUCAGGACUGACGGGUGACAAAAAAGGUGCACUUGCUUUGCUCCAGCAAGUAAACACAAUAUCUGCCCGCAUUCCAGGCUCUCAUGCCUCGAAUAUUUAUGUCUGCAAUGAAAUCCGAAGUUAUUUCAGUUAUUUCGGCUUGCCUCAUCUAUUUUUCACCUUCAAUCCAAGCCCAGCUCACAGUCCAAUCUUUCAGGUUAUGUAUGGUGACCACACUGUAGAUCUCUCUCAAUGUUUUCCUUUUAUGGUCAAUGGAUGCAAAUGUGCCCUUCACUUAGCUCAUGAUCCUGUCGCUGGCGCUGACUUUUUUGAAUUUAUGUGGCGGGCAUGUUUUAGCCAUCUCCUUGGGUGUGAUUUCGAUACUCAAUCGUCUUCAGACAAAGGAGGCAUAUUUGGGCGCAUACGAGCCUUCUACGGCUCCUCUGAAUACACCGAAUGA